Molecule: messenger RNA, 447 nt
Organism: Sugiyamaella lignohabitans
Lineage: Eukaryota; Fungi; Ascomycota; Dipodascomycetes; Dipodascales; Trichomonascaceae
Gene: OPI10
Product: Opi10p
Exons: 1
Coding region: 1-447 (148 amino acids)
Biological process (GO): protein import into nucleus
Cellular component (GO): cytosol; nucleus
Molecular function (GO): nuclear import signal receptor activity
Source: RefSeq, a predicted model, not a curated record
AUGUCACCAAGUUUGUCUAACACAAUUCCCAGAUUGUCCGUUGCAAAACCUUCUGCGAUUUUCAAAAUCAACAACAACCAAUCGCAACUGACUAAUUCAUAUGAUUUGGAUGAUUCAAUGAUGGAGGAUAACGAUCUGAAAUUAGUAGAGCAAUUCGACAUUACUAUAGGGAUUUCAAUCGAGCCGAUAGUCACUGUCGAGUCACAGCUGCUUGCCCAAAGAGAAGGAAGGAAUAGAAAUAUUAAUUCAACAUCGUCCACAGCUGCUGCUGCAAACCCUCAAAAUAUUGCUGUUUUGGCUAACAAGAUAGUUCAACAUGCUUACAAUUUUCUGAGUGGAUUUAUAACUCCAGAUGGAAAAGUACCUAUGAAGGCAUUCGACGAGUGGUGGAACAAAUUCAAAUCUCGAAUAAACGCUAAUCCCAACUUUUUAGAUACAUUAGAUUGA